Truncatella angustata is the source of this 630-nucleotide messenger RNA. Its product is annotated as Nitroreductase-like protein. The record is from RefSeq and is a predicted model, not a curated record. The transcript is spliced from 2 exons. Gene Ontology annotation, biological process: cellular response to oxidative stress. The coding region runs from base 1 to 630 and encodes 209 amino acids. NCBI's taxonomy places the organism in Eukaryota, Fungi, Ascomycota, Sordariomycetes, Amphisphaeriales, Sporocadaceae.
AUGGCUUCCUCCAACAUUUCCACCGACCAGUUCUUGGCUGCUGCCAAGUUUCGCCGCACCGUUUACGCUUUGAAGCCUUCAUCGCCUGUUUCUGACAGCCGCAUCGAAGAGAUCCUUCAGAACGUUCUCUCAUUCUCUCCAUCGUCAUACAACACGCAGUCUGCUCGUGUCGUUCUUGUUCUCGGUGACAAGCACAAGAAGUUUUGGGACCUUGUUAUUGAGCACUCCAAGGAUAUUCUCCAAGGUGCUGGCGCCUGGGACGCCAUGUACCCUAGAUUCCAGGCGUUCCAGAACGCUUACGGCUCUGUCGUCUUCUUUGAGGCUGGCAACACCAUCAAGCAAGCGCAGGACACACACAAAGCAUCUGCACACAUGUUCCCUGAGUGGGCAGAGCAUUCCUCUGGUAUUGCUCAGAUCCUUGUUUGGACCGCGCUUGAACUUGAGGGCUUCGGUGCCAACUUGCAGCACAUGAAUGCUAUCCCACCAGUUGAGGCCGCCCUCAAGAAGUUCCUUGAGGUUCCUGAGGACUGGAAGCUGAAGGCCCACCUCAACUUCGGCGAGGAGGCCCAGCCGCACCCUGAGGUCCCCGCGAAACUCCCUUUCAGCGAGACUCUUAAGAUUGUCAAAUAA